GAGCUCCAACAGACCCAACAGCGAUGAUGUCCUCCGCCUCUGUUUCUGUAUGGCUGAUUCUGCUGUUUGGCUUCUUUCACCUCCAUAAGCUCGCUGCCAACGUAGAAGGUGACGCAUUGAACGCGUUGAAGACCAAUCUAGCUGAUCCAAACAAUGUUCUGCAGAGUUGGGAUCCGACUCUCGUCAAUCCCUGCACCUGGUUUCAUGUCACUUGUAAUAGCGAAAAGAGCGUUACUCGAGUCGGAAAUAGCGUUACGCGAAGUUUUUAACAUUUUUGCUCCCCCCAGUGAUCUUAACAAUGCCAAUCUCUCUGGUCAACUGGUGCCACAGCUUGGUGUGCUUUCCAAGUUGCAGUACUUGGAACUUUACAAUAAUAACAUAACUGGAAACAUUCCGGAAGAGCUUGGGGGUUUGUCGGACUUAGUGAGCAUGGAUCUUUACUUGAACAAUUUACAUGGUAGCAUUCCAGCGACACUUGGCAACCUUGCAAAACUGCGUUUCCUGCGUCUAUCCAACAACAACUUGUCAGGGAAUAUUCCUGAGACUUUGACUAACAUCCAAUCAUUGCAAGUCCUGGAUCUUUCAAAUAACAAUCUGACAGGGGAUAUUCCAGUCAAUGGAUCUUUUUCACGUUUUACUCCCGUCAGUUUUGCCAAUAAUCCUCGUCUGAAUCCACUUCCAGCCUCUCCACAUCCAGGUUACAACCGAAUUACGAACUCGCACCGUGCCACUAAUACUGCGGCUAUUGCUGGAGGGGUUGUUGCUGGUGCUGCUUUGUUGUUUGCUGCACCUGCAAUUGCACUUGCUUAUUGGCGACGAAGAAAAUCACAGGAUAAUUUCUUUGAUGUACCUGCUGAGGAGGAUCGAGAAGUUCAUUUAGGACAGCUCAAAAGGUAUUCUUUGCGCGAGCUACAAGUUGCGACGGGUACCUUUAGCAACAAAAAUAUUAUUGGUAGAGGUGGAUUUGGUAAGGUCUAUAAAGGAUGCUUAGCUGAUGGAACUCUGGUUGCUGUAAAAAGACUUAAAGAGGAGAGAACCCAAGGCGGGGAGCUACAGUUUCAAACAGAGGUUAAAAUGAUUAGCAUGGCUGUCCACCGCAAUCUGCUUCGUCUGCGUGGUUUUUGCAUUACACCAACAGAAAGGCUGCUUGUAUAUCCGUAUAUGGCUAAUGGAAGUGUGGCAUCAUGUUUAAGAGAACGUCCAGAAGGACAACCUGCACUUGAUUGGCCAAUAAGACAACGCAUUGCAUUGGGAUCUGCAAGAGGCCUUGCUUAUCUACAUGAUCACUGUGAUCCAAAAAUUAUUCACCGUGAUGUGAAAGCUGCAAACAUAUUGUUGGAUGAGGAAUUCGAAGCAGUUGUUGGAGACUUUGGGUUGGCUAAACUCAUGGACUACGAGGAUACACAUGUUACCACACCUGUAUGUGGCACAAUUGGUCACAUGGCACCUGAGCACUUUUCAACUGGAGUGUCUUCCGAGAAAACUGAUGUUUUUGGAUACGGAGUCAUGCUUCUUGAACUCAUCACUGGGCAGAAGGCUUUCAAUCCGCGGCUUGCGAGUGAUGAUGAUUUCAUGUUAGUUGAUUGGGUCAAACGACUACUGAAAGAUCGGAGGUUGGAAAGACUUGUUGAUGCUGAUCUAAAUGGCAAUUAUAUUGAUGAUCAAGUGGAGCAACUAAUCCAAGUAGCUCAACUGUGCACACAAGGCUCCCCAAGGAAACGGCCCAAGAUGUCAAAGGUUGUCCGAAUGCUUGAAAGCCAAGGUGAAGGCAAAGGAAUAGAGGGAAGAGGAGGGAAAAAAAGAGGGGAGAGAAUCCUACUCCAAAGAUGGGAGGAGUGGCAAAAAGAGGAGGUGAUCCGCCAAGAUUUCAACACUAUUCAUCAUCCAAGUAACACUGCUACUGGGGCUAUUGCUGGAGGGGUUGCUGUUGAUGCUGUUUUACCGUUUGCUGCACCUGCAAGUGCACUUGCUUAUUGGCGACCGAGAAAACCACAGGAUCAUUUCUUGGAUGUACCUGCUGAGGCGGAUCCAGAAGUUCUUUUAGGACAGCGCAAAAGGUUUUCUUUGCGCGAACUACAAGUUGCAACGGAUACCUUCAGUAACAAAAAUUUUAUUGGUAGAGGUCGAUUUGGUGAGGUUUAUAAGGGACGCUUAGCUGAUGGAACUCUGGUUGCUGUAAAAAGACUUAAAGAGGAGAGAACCCAAGGUUCGGAGCUACAGUUUCAAGCAGAGGUUGAAAUGAUUGGCAUGGCUGUCCACCGCAAUCUGCUUCGUCUGCGUGGUUUUUGCAUGACACCAACAGAAAGGCUGCUUGUAUAUCCUUACUCUUCUAAAUCGGUUGCUGCGUUGAUGAAUCUUUUUGUUCUCACGAAAUUAAAAAAUGGGUAAAUUACAUUUUACACCCUCAGGUUUGAAUGUAAUUGCAAUCUCAUACAUCUUUAAAACAUUUCAAUCUCAUACGUUUACUUAUCAAUUUUAGCAAUUUUAUA
Pyrus x bretschneideri (Chinese white pear) is the source of this 2489-nucleotide messenger RNA. RefSeq names its product BRASSINOSTEROID INSENSITIVE 1-associated receptor kinase 1-like. The transcript has 14 exons. Gene Ontology annotation, molecular function: ATP binding; protein kinase activity; protein binding. Gene Ontology annotation, biological process: protein phosphorylation. Bases 154 to 2388 code for a protein of 744 amino acids. Lineage: Eukaryota; Viridiplantae; Streptophyta; Magnoliopsida; Rosales; Rosaceae. The record is from RefSeq and is a predicted model, not a curated record.